Molecule: messenger RNA, 804 nt
Organism: Plenodomus lingam JN3
Lineage: Eukaryota; Fungi; Ascomycota; Dothideomycetes; Pleosporales; Leptosphaeriaceae
Source: RefSeq, a predicted model, not a curated record
AUGACGUAUGAGCCAGAUGUAGAAGAUGGAGGUACCACAGGCGAGCGAACGCCAAUGUUGGGCAGCUCUGCAACGUUGCGCGGAAGUUCAUCUCAUCAGAGACGCUCGCGUGAGGCAUCAGGAGAUGAUACAUCAAAGCUCUGGUCGGUGAUGCGAUUCUUUGGCGGUGGCAUUUAUGCACCGGAUUCCUCGACAUAUGAUCCUCUUGAGAUAUUGCUGAAUACCGAAGAUGAGCAAGAGCGGGACGAUUUGACGGUCAAGUGGAGAGAUAACAAAUUGAGCGAGUUGAGCUUUGUGGGUGUUGUGUCUGCACUCUUGGCCGGUGUUCUCACUUCCACUGGAUCCUGGCCCAACAUACUUCCCAAUGGAAAAUCCUCCCCAUGGCCUGUCCGUACGUCCUGGUACUGCGGCAUCAUCCUCUCCCUAUUCAGCAUCCUCACCGCCGCCGACCAAACCGUCCGAUUGCACCGGCUCUCCUCGCACCGUGAUGGCCUGGACAAGAUUCGAAAGUUGCUGUCCAAGAGAAAUGGCGAGCGAGGUCAUUCGACCAAGACGGGACGUCGGGUGCCUAGUAUGCUGCAAAUCAUGACUUGGCAGAUGCCGGUCAUGUUCUUGACGACUGCGGCGAUCUGCAUGAUUGUCGGCAUGUUUUUGCAUGUCUGGAGUGCGACGACGCACUUGAAACAUCCAGAGAUUUGGGAUGAUAAUACCAAGGUUGCAAUCGUUUACAGUAUUGUUGCUGUGACUGCAGUUGGACUCUUUUUCAUGGGCCAGGUCACGCUCUACUCGCCAGCCAGGCGCUGA